Punica granatum (pomegranate) is the source of this 1888-nucleotide messenger RNA. The record is from RefSeq and is a predicted model, not a curated record. NCBI's taxonomy places the organism in Eukaryota, Viridiplantae, Streptophyta, Magnoliopsida, Myrtales, Lythraceae.
CCCGCAAUCAGUCCAAAAGUUCCCAAAAGUCCAAAACCUCCUCAAACUGGAACUGAGAAGUUCUACCGAAGCUGUGGCCAUGGCGGCCUCCAAGAUUGUAAUGGCUUCUCUGACCCAUUACCGACCGCUAACAUGCAGCGCCUCCGCUGCCUCCUCGGCCUCCGGCUCAGCUCGUCUGGUCUCGCACGCGCCUUACUUGAUCAAGUGGGUGCGAAGAGAGGGCGGGUUCGUUCACCCCGCGGUGAAGCUGUCACUGGAUCCAUUCUACGGUCUAGGGUUGGCGGCGUCUGAGAGGAUUCCCAAAGGGUCGGACUUAAUUGCUUUGCCCCAUCACUUGCCGCUGAGGUUCGAGUCCGGUGUCGGAGACGAGGCUGCUGCAGCAGACCCUGUUCUAGUCAAAUUGGCCGACCAAGUUCCAGAGGAACUGUGGGCAAUGAAGUUGGGUUUAAAGCUUCUUCAAGAAAGAGCAAAGGUCGGGUCUUUCUGGUGGCCAUACAUCAGCAACCUCCCUGAAACUUACAGCGUACCGAUCUUUUUCCAGGGAGAGGACAUUAAGAACUUGCAGUAUGCUCCACUUUUGUAUCAGGUAAACAAGAGGUGCCGAUUCCUUCUUGAUUUCGAGCAGGAAGUCAAGCAAACCUUGAAAGAUGUUAGUUUGAAAGAUCACCCUUUUAAAGGCCUAGAUGUGGAUGCAUCUUCUCUUGGCUGGGCCAUGUCAGCAGUGUCUUCUCGGGCCUUUCGGUCACACGGCAAGAAUAAGUUCCCAGAUGGGUCAUCAUCUUAUGUCCCUAUGAUGCUCCCUUUGGUUGAUAUGUGCAAUCACAGCUUCGAGCCCAAUGCUCAAAUUGUUCAGGAGCAAGAGGAACAGCCUCAGAAAAUGCUACUCAAGGUUACUGCAGAAAGAGAAAUCAAUCAAAAUGAUCCCUUGCUUCUGAACUACGGUUGUCUGAGCAAUGAUCUGUUUCUCCUUGACUACGGCUUUGUGAUACCGUCCAACCGAUAUGACUGUAUUGAGUUGAAGUAUGAUGGAGCUCUUCUAGAUGCUGCAAGCAUGGCCGCUGGAGUCUCUUCACCAAACUUCUCUUCUCCAACUCCUUGGCAGAAAGAGAUCUUAUCCCAAUUAAAUCUAGAUGGAGAGGCUUCUCUUCUGAAGGUUACUAUUGGAGGUCCGGAGUUGGUUGAGGGCCGCUUACUCGCUGCCCUGAGGGUACUUCUCACGAGCGACAAGGAUGCCGUGCUGAAACAUGAUCUGAACAUGCUCAAGUCUCUGCCAGUGGAAGCCCCCUGUGGUAUUGCCAAUGAGGUGGCAGCUUUUCGGACUGUUAUAGCCCUCUGUGCAAUCGCACUGGAACACUUCCCGACAAAAGUAAUGGAGGAUGAAUCACUUCUAGAGAACGGUGUUUCUGCUGCUUCUGAGCUAGCCAUCCGUUUCAGAAUCCAAAAGAAAUUGCUGAUUGUAGAUGUGAUGAGGGAGCUCUCGAGGAGGGUAAAGCAAUUGUCGUCUAAGGAAACAGUUGGUUAUUGAGGAUUCGUGUAAUGUGAGAAUCUCUUUAUUUCUCGGGUUUUGAUCCAAUUUUUUUGAAAAAGUUCGCUUUGGUCCUUUAGUCACUUGCUCCAUUAGUUCGAAGCUGAAGCGGUCUCCUUGAUGGGAAUAUAUAGCCAAUGGGCUGAUGUACGUGGUUACUGACCAUCCCAAAAGCUAAAUUAGAAGUUGUUCCAGACAAUUUAAGUUGUAUGGUGAAAUUCACCGAGCACUGUGAAUUGAUUUUGUUCUCUGUAAUUUAGUCAUUUCAAUUCCGCUGAGGCAAUUUUCUUAGGAGGCAUGAACAAUAGUUGAAAUUGUAUUCCUUCUUUCACUGAAAGAACAAAAGUCCCCCUUCUUGUUUUU